GUGAAAGGCGGGUGAAAAGAAAACCGUUAUAAAGAUUAGAGACGUUCGCGUAACCGUCAUCAACGUCUACGAAACAAACAAUAUUAACGUCUUUCAGAAAUCAGAAUUCAGAUCCAAGUUCCAUUUCUAGAACGAGUCUCUUCUUCUUCUUCUUCUUCGCGCAAUCGAGGACGCUACGAGUGAAAUCAUGAGUGAAUUGACUUCAGUAUCAAACGAGAGUCCUCGGCGAUCUCUGAGCAUUCAACUUUCUUCCAUGAUUAUCGUCGAUUGCACUUUACCCUACGACAAACUUCCUUCCCAAAAUCUCACUCUCACUGUCCUCAAAUUGGAUUCUUCUUCCUUCCAGGUUGAAGUUGCGAAAACCGCAACUGUUGCAGUCCUGAAGCAGGCAGUGGAGGCUGCUUUUAGACACAAACCGGAGAAAAUAUCCUGGCCACUUGUUUGGGGGCAGUUUUGUUUAUGCUAUGAAGGACAGAAGUUAGUUACAGAAACGGAUUAUCUUAGAGAUUAUGGUAUCAAGGAUGGUGAUCAGCUUCGAUUCAUUCGCCAUGUAUCCAAUGUCUGUAAUUUUCAAAGAAAACCGAAGAAACGAACUGUCAAUUUGAAACAACAUGGGAGGUGCAGGUCAUUGUCACAAGUGAAUAGAUGUCUACUGACAGAAAAUGGUGAUGAAGACAACAUUGGUUUAGAUAGUAUAGUCAUAGAAAGUGGGAAUAUCCAGGAUUGCAAUGCAGAAGAAAAUCGCCUUGGAGUAAGCAGCAGGUUAACUGGAUAUUUGGGAGGGAUGUUCUCAGAGGCCCGGAUGGCAGUUGUGAGAAAAGCUAGAUUGGAAGGUGGGAUUUCCAAGGGUAUAGCCAGCAGUUUUAAGAAGGUUAAAGGGAUUGUAGGCCAUUGCAGAAAGCCGCAUCGAAGACACGCAUGGACAGAGUCUCCAGGUUGAUGAUUUUAUUCUCUUGUAAAUGCAGCACUGUUAAGGGAUUUUAUUCUGCCACAAAUACUGUGGCUCAUUGUCAUUGUCAUGUUAGUAUUACUGUACAGAUUAUUCUUUUUCAUGUACAGAUAAGAAUUGGUUUUGUCUUCUGGAAAUUGGUUGGUUUGCUAGAAAAAGAUAAAAA
Messenger RNA from Medicago truncatula (barrel medic), 1115 nucleotides. RefSeq lists its product as uncharacterized. Bases 188 to 940 code for a protein of 250 amino acids. Gene Ontology annotation, molecular function: protein binding. The record is from RefSeq and is a predicted model, not a curated record. The transcript is spliced from 5 exons. Lineage: Eukaryota; Viridiplantae; Streptophyta; Magnoliopsida; Fabales; Fabaceae. Gene Ontology annotation, biological process: mRNA splicing, via spliceosome.